Messenger RNA from Conger conger (European conger), 1656 nucleotides. It is a transcript of the gene ccdc197, whose product is annotated as coiled-coil domain-containing protein 42 homolog. Lineage: Eukaryota; Metazoa; Chordata; Actinopteri; Anguilliformes; Congridae. The coding region runs from base 175 to 1353 and encodes 392 amino acids. The record is from RefSeq and is a predicted model, not a curated record. The transcript is spliced from 9 exons.
ACCAGUAUGCCAGUUUCUUGUUCGUGUGUUAUGUCUAAGUGUUUUAUGUUUAAGUGCAGUUAACAAAAAAUGUUUUAAUUCAGCAAGUACUAACGCUCUAAUAACUGUUAAAGCGACGAUUUGCCAGAUAACUUAUAUCAACUUAUUCAAAACGAAGUUGCAAACACGUUGAAAAUGGAAUCAAUGUCUCUAACGUUACCCCAAAUAAAUACAGACGACCCACGUCUGAAGCUUAAAGUGGAACAUAGAAUGAAAAACAUAUUUGUGACGCAAGUAGAAGAUGCAAGAGAGGAAGACAAUGAAAAUGCUAACUUCAUCCCAAUAAUAACUGAGGCAUCUAGUAAGCUUCUGGAGACAGGAGUGAACACUCUGCAGAGGACCUUGGUGCUGAAGAAGCGAGUGCAGGUUGAUGAGGCGGACAGGGAACUGGCCCUUAAACGACAGGAGAUCAGGGAACGCUUGCUGGCCCUAGGACACCGGCGAGCGGAGUUCGAGCACAAGCAGCAGGCAAGCAAAGACAGGUCGGGAAAGUUUGAGAAGUUUGUCCAGGACAACGAGGCAAAGCGGCGUCGGGCUCAAAGGAAAUACCUCGCGGAGAGGAAGCAGAAUGAGCUGAAAGAAACUGAGAUAGGGGAGCUUCAGCAACAGCUUCAGAAACUGCAGGCCAGGCAGUGUCAUUUAAAGGAGACGGUGAACAAAUACAAGGCAUACGAAAACUACCUGCUCUUGGUUUUAGACCGGCUUCCUGAAAAUUACCUGCAGUACGGAGGGGAAUCACAAGUCCUGCCUGUAAUCCGCCGUCGGGAAACCCUGUCCGUCACUCACCAGGACCUCCUGGAGCGGCUCGGCCGGCUGGUGGACGAGCUGGAGAGCAGUCAGCGCAGCCUGGAGACUCUGAAGCAGGAGCACGACACCAACAAGCUGAUGACAAACAGGAAGCUGUACGAACUGCAGAACCAAUGGGACAGAAUCAGAGAGAGGAAUAAGGAAAUGGAGAUGAACCUACAUUUGCACCAAGGACAAUCUCGAGACCAGACUGAAGAGCUCGGGAGUGUCUUCAUAGCCAUCCAGAAUAUGGGGGAGCAGUGUCAUUCACAGCAGUAUGGGCCAAUCGAGAACAUGAGCAUCUUACACAUGAUGGAUAUGAUAAAGGAGUUUCUUCACGAGAAAGCAGACGUGGCGAAAAGGGCAAUGCUUCUGACAGAUUCUGUAGUUGCGAGCUUCACGGAGCUCACAGGAGUCCGGGAGAAGGGAUCUGCAGCGGUGAAAAGCAACAGCAAAACACAGCUGAAGAGCUCAAGCAAAAGCAGCUGUAAAAGUAGCCUCUAUGCUGGAUCACUGUUGAAGAUGUAAACCUAACCUGUGCUUAGUUUACUGAGUUGACUGACUGAAGCCCUCAGGAUUUAUGGCAUUCUCUUUGGAAGGGAAAGCAUCUCCUGACAAAUAUUUUGUCCAUAUAAUUUCAUUAGUACUGUACAGAUAAGUGAUAGUUUUGAGAUAUACUUGAAGUUUUAGUUUUUUGCUCUUAAUUCUUAAAAAGAAAUUUGAGGAUAUUUGUGAUAUGGGUCAGUCACCUCAAUUAUGUAUUUAUUUGAAACCAUAAUUUGAAUUAAAUGUGCUAAAUGAAAAAUAAAUGUAUUUUUGUCUUGUUAUUGA